AUGCCACCAUCUAGUCCAAUGGAAGAACAGGAUUUCCUGGUCCGACUAGUCAAGAGAAUUGAAGAAGAACCGUCUCUGUAUAAACUAGAAGACCACAACUACAGCAACGACAACGUGAGACAUCAGGCCUUUCUCCGGAUUAAGGAGAGAUUAAUAGACGAUGGCAUUAGUGAAGAACAAGGUAGGAGAUGCUCUUCAACAUUGUUUUACUUCUUUUGGGCUGUCAAACGUGUAUGGGAUCCAAAAGGGCUGGUUUUUAAAUUUGGGGGAAUAUACUUUAGGUAUAUAAGGUUUAUGAUGUUAAUAUUGAGACUUGAAAGCAAUAAAAGAAAUUAAAAUUGUUAUAUACACCUCAACAAGACUCAUAUCCAUCUCUACUUUUAAUAAAUUUAGUUAUUUUUACCAAUUUUCGACCAAAACAAAUGUUUUUCCAGCCGCUUCAAAAAGAAUUGGUCAUUUUUGAUAGCGUUUCUUUGAUAAUUUCGUCAAUUCUUUUUGACGCGCGAGGAAAAAUUUAUUUAUUUUUGGUCGACAUCAAUGGAAAUUAAAUUUUUUAGUUUGAUAUAUGAAAGAAGUUUUGUCAAGGUAUAUACAUUAGUUUUAGUCCAGUUUAGCCAGUAAAAUAACAAAUUUUAUGAAAGAAACGGAAUUAGCCGCGCUGUUGGCCGAAGACUAAUCCAAUACAAGCUAUCUCAAUGUUUUUUUGAACAUUUUCUUUAACUUUUAGACUUAAUUUUUAGUCUAGAAGUAUAAAAUACACAUUACAAGCUUUUUAAUAUUAAUUUUCAACUUAUUUCAGCCUCGGUCGUAAUAAUCAGAGACAAGUUUCGAAUCCUGAAGCGACGCUUCAGUUCGGAACAUCGACGAAAAGGUUCCAAAAGCCAGUGGCCUUUUUACCAACACCUGAAAUUCUUGAUUCCUUGUGUGGAGCAUGCUUAUGAACAGGAAGCCAUGAGGAAUGUGGAGAAACGAAAGGUAAGGAUAUUAUCAUGGAUAAUAUAAUGGUCAGCUCUGGGUUUUGGGUGUAUCUUUUUUAGUUUGUGUGGGAUUGAUGUGAGAUUUUGCAAGUUGAAAUUAGGGUAAAUUAUGUAGAUUAUGUUGAAGAGAUUUUGAAUUUUAAGUUGGUAUAGCAUAAGUUAUGGCAAUUUGAACUUUUAGCCGAGAAUAUUUGGGCGCACAGUGCAAACUUUAAUUUUUAGGUAACAAAUCGUUUGCUUUUUGAAAAAUUGUUUUUAGCAAAGGAUUACUGAUAGUUUAAAGCAUAUUAUAGUAAACUUUCAGCUAGUUUGGACGAUUAUUUACUGAGUUACAUCAAAAUUACUUUAGUUAUUCACCUGGCUAUACCUCUAAAAGCCAAAACCUCAUUUUUUUGAAGCGCUAGCCGUGUUAUUCACAGCUUUAUUUCAAUAUCUUAUAAAAUAUUACAUUUUUAGGUUAUUGUGGUAUUAAAAAACUGAGGAUAAAUAUAUUGGCCAGUAGUUUACACGUCUAAAACAUUACUUUCGGGCCGUUUUUGAGCUUAGCUACGAGGUUGCCUAGAGACGAUUAAACCGGCCUAAUUUAUGACCUAAAAUUUUCUCAAAAUUGUAGUCGAAAGCCGGCUUUUACUGUUUUAUUUUGUUGUAAUUUGCCGUUUUGAGCAGGGCGUGGGUAUUUGAGAGUUCGAGGGCUUUAGGUAAUGGUAUUUAGGUAUAGGGCGGGUUAAAUGCUAUUUUUAAACGUUGGUGUUUUUGCUAGACGGCUGAAAUUUUGUAUGAAGGUGAAAAAUAGUCUUGUUGUUACCUAAAAAUUUUUAAAAUUUAAUUUUUUUGUUUCAAAAAUUUUUUAUUUUAAAAAAUGCUCAUUUUUUCGAAAUUUUGGCCUUUUCUUACGUAAAAACUGCUAUUUUUUAUUAUUUUUUUUGUUUUUAGUGGUCAAUGGCUUCCUCAACCCCAAGAACAUCUCCAGAAGAGAACGAUGAUUCGUCUUCAGUAUCAGUCAAGGAAACGAUAGAACAGACCUUGAACUUGCCCAGAUCCGUCACUCGAAGAGGUGUCAAUCCUUUCAAUAAGGAAGAGGAGAAAGUUGUCUUCAAUGCUGAUCUACACACAUGGCUAAGGACACAUACAUGUUGUGGUGUCAAGACGAGGCAGUUUUAUGAUCAGAUCAUUGAGGCUGUCACUAUGAAGGUAGGUACUGUUGUAUUAGAUAUUGUGAUAGGUUUUGAAGUUAAGUUUUGGCUCUAAAAGUUUGUAAUUGACUACAUAUUAUGUUUAAGCUUUUCAUUUUUGAUUUAAAACCAUUUUUAAUUGUGUUUUGGAGUUAAAAAUGUUUCAAACAGGGUCUAUAUUAACUAAAAUCAUAUUUUGUUUCCUAAACUAUAAAAAGUUAUGUUUUGUUACCUAAAAUAAAAGAAAUUAGUAUUUUGUACCUAUAUGACUAGUUAAAACACUUAAAACCUUGAAAACUCAUUUUUGUUACCUAAAGUAUUGAAACAUUGUAUUUGGUUACCUAAAAUCAAAAAAUAAGGUUUUAUAAACCUAGAUGCCUAUUUGAAUACCUAAAGUAUAAAAAAAAAAGUUUUUUUGCUUAAAAUGUAAAAAAGUCAUAUUUUGUUACCUAAAUUUAAAAACUAAUGUCUUAUGUACCUAUAUGAAGGAUUUGAAAAAGUCUUAUCGUUUCUUAACGUAACAAUCAAUGAAAAUGUACGACAUGACUUUUUCGAAUACCUAAAGUAUGAAAAACUUGAUUUUGUUGCUUAAAGACCAAAAAAAAGUCAUUUUGUUACCUAAAAUAUAACAAAUAUUAAUCUUGUUACCUAAAUUAUAAACUGAUUUUGUUACCUAAACUAUUUAAAAAAUUAUUUUUGUUACCUAAAGACAAAAAAAAAGUUAUUUUGUUACCUAAACUAUGAAAAGCUUGAUUUUCAGAACCAAGACAUUCCAUUCCCAGCCAACCUCGAACGUGAAUACACGGUCUAUGCCGAGAAGUACGAAGUGAUGAAAGAUGAGGAUGAAAACUAUGUUGUGUAUAGGAAAGGCAAGAAGGUGGUGCACGAAUUCGAGUUGUUCGAUAUUCUCUACGAAACUCAUCAGAAAACGGCACACUCAAGGAGGGAUGUCAUGUUCAAGAAGCUGAAUGAGAAGUACGAUGGCAUCAGCAAGUAAGUACUUUUGUUGUAAAGGUAGGGUAGAGUAAGGCCUGGUAGGGGUAGGUAAUGAAGGGUAGGGUAUAUUAAGAUAACUAGAAAAUAGUGGCAGGGAUAAAAAAUUUUUGGGGGUUGAGAAUUUUUAAAAAUUUAUUUUUGGGGGUGGAUUUUUAUUUAAAAUUGAAGAAAUUUUCAAUUUUCAGAAACCUAGUGAUCAUGUUCCUAAAAACCUGUCGAUACUGUGAACUAAAUGGCAUCGGCAUCCCCAGAGAACGGUCGAAUCAAAUCAAACGAAAUGGAUCAACCUCCCCACCCAACAACUACCUAUUAGACAUCAUGAGAGGAGCGGAUGAAAAUCAACUAGGCGAAGCACAAGAAGAAGAGGAUGAGGAAGAUUUUGGGCCAUCUAAGGAUAGCAAUCCCUUAUCAAUAUUCCUAAAGGCGUGUGAUCAAAGCAUCAUGAGCUACUGUGAUAGCCCAAAAACGGAUUCAAACUUGAGUAAUGAAGACAAAAGUGAAUUUGGAGAGGUUGUGGCAUUGGCGGCUUAUCAGUUGAGACGUAAGUAAUGUUUAUAAUUAAAAUUUUUUUUUGAAAUUUUGAAAAAUUUUGAUUUUUUUUGUUGUUCCAAAGUGAAGUAUUUGGGGGAAUCUUUUUUUUUGUGUUUUUUAAAGUCAUUUCAACGAUAUUUUAAUCAAAAACAAAAUUUUUACAAUUUCCAAUAUUUUUGUUACCAAAAUUAUAAAAGUUUGAAAAAAUUGACCGGUUGAACACAAAAAACGGUAAAAAACUAUGUUAUGAGCCUACUUUAAGGUUACCCUCAAAGGCCAAUCGUUUCCUGGAAGAAAAUAAAGCGAAGAGCGAGUGUGCCCGGUUAGCUCAGUCGGUAGAGCACCAGACUCUUAAUCUGGCUGUCGCGGGUUCGAGCCCCGCAUCGGGCUAAGGCUCUUUUUGCUGUUUUUGAUGGGGAAAUGCUUGGAAAUGAGGUUUUAAAGGGUUUUAUGUUGUUUUAAAUUGAUUUUGGGAUAUUUAUAAUUUAGUGUUUUUUAUUUUUUGGAUUCUUUUGUUAUAUUUUGGCAUGAUUUUAGUAAAAAAAGUGAAAAAUUGGGCGCUAGGACAAAUGCGGUUUUUGGACAUUUGCGGAUCUGCGGUUUUUAGACACUUGCAGAUUUUCGGUUUUUGGACACAUGCGGAUUUUGGACAUUUGCGGAUUUUUUAAAGGGUUUUUUUUUACUUUUUAAUUUAGCUGUAUUUAGUAUGGUACUAAAUGGUACUAAAGUUUAAAUUGGCACUGUCUUAAUAUUUCUUAAUGUUAAAUAGUACAGGGUGUCCCAAGAAAAACGAAAAAAACUAAAACGUUAUAUUUUGGUUGAGAAAAAUGCUAAAAAUGCCAAACUUGGCAUUGUCAAAGAUUGGCACAUGCGGUUUUUUGUCCCAAAAUUUCAGAUUUUUCAAGUGCAUACUAAGGGCACUAUGAUUUUUCAAAAAAUAGUCAUUUUCCCCCGAAUUACACAUGUUUUCAGUUGGAAAUGCUUUUUUUGGUAAAAAUUAAGUUUUUGACAACUUUUUGGUUGAAAAUGACAUUUUUGACAAAGUUUUUGAUUUUCAAUCGUCGGCGGAGAAUCGGCGGACGCUUAAAAUUAUCGGGGCAGGGCAUAACUCGCUUGAAAAUAACGUAAAGACAUGAAACAAAAAUUAUUAGUUUUAGAAUUAUCAAGGCUAUCUUGACUGAUGCUGAGCUAAUCUAAAAAAUAGCUUUAACAUAAAAAUAUGCAAAAAAAGUUUAAAGAAAACAUAAGGUUCAAAAAUUUUUAUAAUUUUCCAGGAAAUUGUACGUAUGUUCAAAAAUUAUGAAAAAACAAAUGUUCUUUUACGUUUAAACAGCAAAAAUAUCAUGUUUUUGAUUUUUUUGUUGUUAAACGAAGUAAAAGGAGAAAUACGUUAAAAUUUUCAAGUUAUUUGUGCAAUUUACAAAAUAAACUUAAAAAUCCGUUUUCCAUGUUAACUUACGUUGUCUUUUAUAAGUUACUGUCUUUUAACUACUUGAACUUUAAGCUCAGCAUCAGUCAAGAUAGCCUUGAUAAUUCUAAAACUAAUAAUUUUUGUUUCAUGUCUUUACGUUAUGUUUCAAGCGAUUUAUGCCCUGCGCCGAUAAAUUUAAGCGUCCGCCGAUUCUCCGCCGAUACUCCGCCGACGAUUGAAAAUCAAAAACUUUGUCAAAAAUGUCAUUUUCAACCAAAAAGUUGUCAAAAACAGAAAAUUUUACCAAAAAAAGGAUUUCCAACUGAAAACAUGUGUAAUUCGGGGGAAAAUGACUAUUUUUUGAAAAAUCAUAGUGCCCUUAGUAUGCACUUGAAAAAUCUGAAAUUUUGGGACAAAAAACCGCAUGUGCCAAUCUUUGACAGUGCCAAGUUUGACAUUUUUAGCGUUUUUCUUAACCAAAAUAUAACGUUUUUGUUUUUUUUCGUUUUUCUUGGGACACCCUGUACUAAAUUUUUAAUCGGUACUGUUUUUAUAUUUUUGGUACUAUAUAGUACUAAAAGCCCAAAAAGGUACUGUUAUGUUAAAACCGUACCAAUUCAAACUUUAGUACAAUUUAGUACCAUAAUACAACUAAAUUAGCUAAAAAAUAAAAAAACCUUUAAAAAAUCCGCAAAUGUCUAAAACCCGCAAGUGUCCAAAAACCGCAGAUCCGCAAAUGUCUAAAAACCGCAUUUGUCCUAGCCCCAAAAAUUGAUGCUUUUGAAGAGGAUUUUUGACGUUUUAUGAGAAAAUAAAAGUUUUAUGACUUGUAAAAUCAUUUUAAAGUAACAAAAAUAGAAUAUCCUUUUACCGCAGCAUUAUAAAAAUGAUAUUUCAGAGACAUAUCUAUUGUUACGGGUAGUAAACGAACAGAGAAUGGUGAUAUGUAAAGUUAACGACGAAGACUAUUUUCCUUCGAUGAAAGUUGAACACACAGCUUCGGACAGAGUAAAUUGGACCCCAGGACAGAUUAUCAAGGCCUUGUAAGUUAUUUUGAACGUUUUUUUUAAAUAUUUUGAAAUUAAAAAAAAUUUUAAAUUUUUUUUUGAAAUUUAUUAUGCCGAAGGGUUAUAAAAACGUUUUUAAGGUUAUUAAAUAUAAUUUUUGAACUAAGUCAAUCAGAAUAUUAAAUUUUGUAAAAAAUUUUUUUUUGAAAUUUAGGUAACGUUUUUUAUAUUUUAGCUUCGGCUUCGAACAAACCAAGACAGAAUGUGUAGUAGAAGCCGUCGGCUCUUUAGAAUCAGUCCAAGACGCCUUCUUCCAAGCCAAACAGAAGCAAAAUCCGACUGACAAUGCUCAAACAAUCGAUAAUCCACCAGAAAAACGACUAAAGCUGAACCAAAAUGGUACCAAAAUAGCCACAAGUGACAUGAGGAAUAUCCAAAAUCGAUUCGAAGAGAUGGAGGAGAGGAUACGAUUCCUAGAACAACAGGUAUUCACUCAGCAGCCGUCUUCAAAUGUACCUAAAAUCGAUUUCAUGGGAACGGGUCUCUGA
This is a messenger RNA of Bursaphelenchus okinawaensis, 6642 nucleotides long. NCBI's taxonomy places the organism in Eukaryota, Metazoa, Nematoda, Chromadorea, Rhabditida, Aphelenchoididae. The record is from the annotation of a GenBank genome assembly.